AGUUUUGGAGGAACAGCAUCAGUGAGCUCCAGUUCUGUCAAGGAAAGGAUGAGGUCUCUUUUGGUUCUAGCAUUCUGCAUAGCCUUGGCUGCAGCCACGGUGGACUCACUGUGGGGCAGACUGCGUGGAGUGGGCGGUCUUGGAACAGGAUGGGCAGGAGGUCGAUUGAUGGGCGAUACAGGGAUUGAUGACGAUAUCAACAUUGGAAAGUACAGGAACCUUUACGACAUAGGAACUGCUGAUACCGUAGACAAGCUUGGAAUUGGAACCGGAACUGGCAUUCACGAUGAUCUCAUAGAUCUAGGAAGAGGCGAUCUGAGAAACCUUGAUCGUGCCCGUACAGUGGACAACGUAGACAAGAAACUGGUUAGAUUCGAUGAUGACGUUAAACUGAAGAUCCUGGGCGACAAACAUCUGCUCAUUAAGCAGAAAUUCAUCUUGGAUGUGCUACUCAAUCUUCACAAGCCAAUGAGGGAUGAUACAACGGACGUCGUUCACAUUGUCGAUGGAGAGAUCUAUUAUAAGAAUUUCGACAAAGUCAUCGAUUUCUUCCGCUUACUAACGAAUAGAUCAACUUUGCUACCACGAGGAGCUGUUUUCACCAUUACCAACAAAGUACACCGCAGGCAAUUGAGACUUCUUUUCAAUCUAUUCGUUUACUCCAAGGAUUUUCUCGUCCUUCAAAAGAAUGUUCUUUGGGCCCGCAGAAAUAUCAACGAGGAAAUGUUCGUUCAUGCUUUGAUAGCUGCCGUUCUACACCGUGACGAUAUGGUUGGAGUGAAACUACCUGCACUCUACGAAAUCCUCCCACACAAAUUCCACACAAGCAUGACCAUCGACAAGGCGUUGAAACUAAAAGACAUCACCCGACUUGACAAGAAGGAUCUCGUCAUCUGGAAUAAACAUACUAAGGAUCACAUGCUAAUGAAUGAUGAAGGCAGGCUGGCUUAUCUGACAGAGGAUAUUGGCUGGAACUUGUAUCACUUCUUCUUCCAUAUGGACUUCGCUUCAUGGAUUGGAGGAAAGGACUUCAACUUAUUCAAGGAACGUCGUGGGGAGAAAUAUUUGUAUUUCCUACAACAAAUUUUGGCUCGUUACAAUCUGGAACGUAUAUCCAAUGGUUUGGGUAAUAUUAAGGAUAUUACGUUGUGGGAUUACAUCAAGACUGGUUACAACCCAAUGAUGGUCCAAAAGAAUGGAUUGCCAGUGACAAUGAGGAAGAACUACUACGACAUCCGUGAAACUGGCGACUAUUUCCUAAUGAAACGUGUUGGCGACUUUGAACGCAGAAUACGGGAUGCUAUUGACAAAGGAUACUGUACCACAAUUGAUGGCGGUAAAGUUGACCUUAAACGUUCAGAUGCGAUUGACAUCCUCGGAAAUAUGAUUCAAUGGAAUAUUGACUCUGUAAACACAAGAUUCUAUGGUUCCUUGAUCAUUGAUUUGCUCAGACUAUUGGGUGGAGGUCAUGUUAAGAACGUUGAUGACUUUAAACUCACACCAAGUGUCAUGGACCAUCAUGAAACUGCCCUUCGUGAUCCAGUCACAUACCAACUUUACAAGAAAAUCCUGAAAAUUGUACGACUCUUCAAGGAAAACCUGCCGACUUACACAAAGAAUGAACUUCUUUUGGAUGGAGUUCGCGUGGACAAUAUCCGCACUUCAAAACUGCUUACCUACUUUGAUCUGUUUGAUGUUGAUAUUCGCACCAUAGUGAACCUCGGUGACCUGAAAUUAAGAGACGCCCAUAUAACUGACGAUCGAAUUGGCAGAAUGGACAAACUCGUGGUAGCCAGGCACAUGCGACUUAACCAUAAACCGUUCACUAUUGACAUUGACCUCACUGUUGACCAACCGCAAAAGGUUGUUGUCAGGUUAUUCUUAGGACCGAAAUUCGAUAGCGACGGCAGGCUUAUUAAGCUCAAGAACAACCGCAGAAACUUCGUCGAACUUGACAAAUUUACAUACGAUGUGGCCCACGUAGGAAAGGUUACCAUCAAGAGGGAUUCACGCGAUUUUGUCUAUACCGUCAAAGACCGCACUUCCAUUAUGGACAUAUACAAAAUCGUCUUGUUGAAUAAUGACAUAACCAAAUUGGUGGACAUGCAUGUUGAUGAGGCUAACUGUGGAUUCCCAGAUCGUCUAGUAUUACCCAAGGGUUGGGUUGGAGGCAUGCCAAUGCAACUAUUCGUCAUUGUGACCAAGGCUAAGGAUAUUGUUAAACGCGACAUGGAUCACACCAUCCUUUGCGGUAAGCGCACACUCAUCAAUGAAGUCGAUGACUUCGCACUAGGAUUCCCAUUCGAUCGUCGCAUUGAUGAAACCGAAUUCUAUACUAAGAAUAUGCUCCUCAAGGAUGUGCUGAUCUUCCACGAUGAUGACACUAAUAUGGCGCUGAAGAUGUUGGACAUUGGAGGCAGAGGAAUUGAUGUUGGCACCGUCAAUAAAAGGGUGAACGUUUUGGAUUCUCAUGAAGUGAUGGAUACGUCGGACAAAAUGCGGUUGAUGAAUAUUAUGAAAAUGACAGUGGUUUAAACGGCUUUCAGACAUUUGGCGAUUGAGUUACGGACAAUAUAGCAGUUCUUUCAA
Molecule: messenger RNA, 2589 nt
Organism: Hermetia illucens (black soldier fly)
Lineage: Eukaryota; Metazoa; Arthropoda; Insecta; Diptera; Stratiomyidae
Product: hexamerin-1.1-like
Exons: 4
Coding region: 49-2535 (828 amino acids)
Source: RefSeq, a predicted model, not a curated record